Molecule: messenger RNA, 4822 nt
Organism: Toxotes jaculatrix (banded archerfish)
Lineage: Eukaryota; Metazoa; Chordata; Actinopteri; Toxotidae
Gene: shtn3
Product: shootin 3
Exons: 17
Coding region: 59-2029 (656 amino acids)
Source: RefSeq, a predicted model, not a curated record
CUUUGUGUAGCUUUCUUUUCUUUGAAAUAUCACGAUUUAGUCUUAAAAAGAUCUGAAAAUGCUUCCCUGCUCAUCGUCCGCGCAGAUGGAGGGUUGCGAGGAGGAGAGGGACGCACACAUGCAAACAGAGUGCAACAGGCUGACUGAGGAGAGGGACGAGGCCGAGAGACAACUCAAACACAUCAAGAGAGUGUCUCAGAUGGUGAUUGAGGAGGUGAGUGUUCUGCAGACUCAGCUGGAGAUCGAGAAGUCGUGCCGGGAAAAUGCAGAGGCCCUGGCCACAAAGCUCAACUGUGAGAACAGGAAGUUGAAGUACCUGAGCCUGUCGUCUCGUCCGUGUUUGGACGAGCUGCUUCCCAGCAUCUCAGACUGCAUCGCGCUGGAGACGGACGUGGAUGCGGACGCUGCAGACGGCAGCUCCGACACCUUCUCACAGUAUCAACAGCAGGUUAAAGAGCUGAGGGAGACGGUGAACAGCUUGUUGGAGGAGAAAAAGAAUUUUGUUUGUCAGAUUCAUGACCAGCAGAGACGGAUAGAGGAGCUGACUGUACAGUCAGAGAAAGAUCAGGCAGAGAUGAAGGAGCUUCGUGAAACUGUUGAGCAGCAAAGAAAAACCAUCAAGAGAUUUAACAGAGUCUCCAUGAUGGCAGCUCAGGAGUACGAGGGGAUGAAGGACCAGCUGGACUUGGAGCAGACCCUGAGAGUCAAAGCUGAGACUUACGCUCAUGAGAUGCUGGUGAAGCAGAAGGAGGCCAACAGGCAGAGUAUGCUGCUGCUGCAGAGUGCUGAGCCCAGCGUUCAGCUGCUCAAAGCUCUGGAGGACGUCGCUGCUAUCACCAAAACCCUGGAGGAGGAGCGUGUGCAGCAUCAGCAGAAGGUGCAGAGUCUGGAGGCCCAGCUGGAGCAGAGCUGUGUGAAGAAGCAGCUGGAGGCUCUGCAGAGGCAGCUGGAGCUGCUGGAGGUAGAGAAGAAGGAGGUGGAGGGACGACUGGAGCAGGCAGAGAAGAAGAACGAGGAGCUGGAGAACAGAGUCCACGAGCUCCAGGAGACCCAGAAAAAGAUCGCCAUGACGACCAGCACAGCGCCCCCUCCCCCCGAACCUGGGUUGGCACCGCCUCCCGCACCUCCCCCACAGCCACCUCCGCCGCCUCCUCCUCCCCCUCCGCCACCUCCUCCACCUCCCCCAUCGAGAUGCAACCCCCUCAGCUCUCUGAUAGCCAUCAUGAGGAAGUCUUCAAAAGGCUCGAAAGCCUCUGUGAAGGCAGAGCAGCCUCCAGUUGCUGAGGGUGUGGACGAUGUGAAGGUGAAGGCGGUGAAUGAGAUGAUGGAGAGGAUCAAACAUGGCGUCGUCCUGCGGCCCGUCAAGAGUCAGGACAGCAAGAGAAUAGCAGUAAAACAGCCUCCAACAUGUGAGGAGAAACAACAGGAGAGCGCCAUGGACGAACUGAAAGGCAUCCUGGACACGGUGAAGAGGAGCCCCAGCAGAGGCUCCCAGGAGUCAGGGCCGUCCCCGCCGGGGAAGAAGGACAGUGAGCUGGAGGUCAUCUUGAGACGCAGGCGCAACAAGGCGGGAGAGGCUGGCUCCGGAGAUGAGCGCGAAGGCCAGAUGAGCCACGUCUCCUCCUCCGACAGCCUGAACGGGAGGCGCACCAGCAGUGACUCAGGCAAAGAUCCAGAGGUGCCGGGGGGACUGAGUGUCCCCUCUGACCCGCCUGGAUCCAGGGUCAGCACGGAGAGAAGGGGGUCGGGGCCGGGACCCAUAGUGGCCAGGAGGAAGAGUUCUGACACCGGCAGAGAGGCCAGAGAGGGCUCCUGGCUGGAGAGGAGGUCCUGCAGCUCUCUGUCUGAGAAGGAGACGGCAGAGUCUCCAGUCAGCAACGGCUGCAUCAACAGUGUCGUGGAGGAUGAUCGAAAUGUGACGGAGGAGUGUGUCCAGUCAAACGGAGUCGACCACGGCGAACCCGGCGAGGAUGCACACGCCGACGUCUGCGUCGGCCCGGUCAACGGCAGCGCUGAUGCUGAGUGCUAGGAUGAGGAUGUGCUCUGAGGAUCCAGGGUUUUGUUUGUGUAAUCUGAUCCAGGCAUUUACUGACCGAUGUGAGAUGUGUCACUGGUGUUUACUCUCAGAUCAGAUGACUUAGGGUGCGAUCACACCUUGGAAAAGUUGACUCUGUCGUACUUUUGUAUUUACAUUUUUCUGAUUCACAAUAACCAUUUAAAAACUAACUACAGUGGGGCCUGUAAAGAAAAGUUACAUGACUAACAUGCAGCUAAUUUAUUGAUUUAUUUAUUUAUUCUUUUGGUCCAAGCAAUUCCCUGAAGCUUUUUCACAGCUCUAACACAUGGAGAAAAAGCGGAUAUGAGUUUAACUCUCAUCGUUCUCAUGGGAACGAAUGAGUUUCGAUCAACUGUUCAGGAUGUGCUUGGUGUGAACGCACCCUACCGGGUCCAGCCACUGUAGAAAUGUUCUCAAACGCAGACUGUAACUGUUCAUCGAUAAUUAAGACAUAUGCAAACUGUUGUUCUUCUCAGUCUGAACCGGCUCGAGUGUAAAAUUCAUGUGGUAGUUCAUGACUCUGCUGGUUUUUAAAAUAAAGGGAUAAAACUGAUUAUGUUUAGGAUUGAUAACAGCUCCCCUGCUCAGGAUUUUCAAUAUUCCUAUGACUUGUUCAGGAUUCAUGUGAAUGAAACUGUUGGGCCUCACAUCUCACAGUAAAUGAACACUUUGGCCAGUAAAUUAGUCAGUGGCCAGUAAAUGUCAGUGCAGGUCAGCUGCUUAUUUUUAAUAGUGUGUGAGAAAAGCACAUCCAUGAGAGCACAAACCACAGCGACGGUGCCGUGAGUGUGGAGCUUUCUCCAGUGGCUGGUACUUCAGUAACCAAUAACCAGAGCAUUUAUCAAUCUGUGCAUCCGUUCUUUCCUUUGAAGGUGUCUUAAUACAAACCUGUGGAUCCCUGAGGACAGACUGACUGAACUUUGUGAGGGAAGCUUCACUUUUUUGCACAGAGCCUCAGUUUUCUUCAAACACUCUGACUUGUACAAUGACUGCAAAGCUUUGGGUUGAUGUUUUUUUCUAUUGGAUGCACAAAGGAUCUGUUCGGUAUCACUUUGUGUCAUCAGAAGGAAUGCACUGUACUGUCCUGUUAGCCCUCCAGCUUCUUCUGCUUCUCCUCCACCUCUUCUUUACUCCCAGUUUCCGUGAGGGCUGCACAAUUGAUUUAUGUACAAUCACAUGAUACUAAUCAUAAUUAGCUUCAUCAGUGAUAAAACUGAAACGCAGUUUGCUUUGUUAAAUGUUGCAGUAAAAAAAAAAGUGUUGAAACACACUUUUUGGUUUAUCCAAACAAACUGUAUCCACUAAUGAAGACUGUGAGAUGUGGCUGAGAGCUCCAGAAAAACAAGCUCUCACUGACUGAUGUUUUCGGUGAUGUCGUCAUUGUGCAGCCCUGACUGUAGAAUACAGGUAUUUAGAUUAUCUCAUUCUGUUUAAUCCAACCUCUUCCUGAGUCUCAAUGGAGGGAGGCUGAGCGAAAACAUCCAGGAACAAUUUUUAAAACCAGGGUUAAAGAAACUGACACAUGUGGAAAGGCACGUUUCCUUUCUUCCACUUUUGCUGCUGAGGCUGAAGUCCAGGUUUCAGCGAGUCGACUAUCAGUGUGUCAUAAGGCUGUGAUAUGGAAAAUGUGGAAUAGAGAUGUGACUGAUAUUUUCAGUUUUACAGGAAUAAAACAACACAGACAGGAGGUGGGUUUCCAUCUGGUUUACAUGCAUGUUCUUCAGUAAUUGUUUGUCAUCUGUGCAGCGCCAUCAGCUGUUUAUCUCAAUUAACCAACUUAUAAUAUGCAGAGAAUGGAAAUGCGCAUUAAGUCAUAUUUGGUUAAAAUUUACAUUUGGAUGGAAACCCACCUUACAGCACAGUUCCAACUAAAUCACAGCAAACAGAAAUGUUCUCAGGGUCCAUGGGACAAAGUUUCACCAAACCCACUUCGGGGGCCUUGAUAAGGAAACGUGUGGGAGAAACUAACAGAGCCAUUUCUUUUUAAAGUAGCAGUGACAUAAACAUAUGGUUGGAACAGCUUUGGAGGAAUGAGGUGCUUGUGUACUUUGUCUACCUCUCCACAGACACCUGCCUCUAAACCUAUUAUGUCCUGAAUAACAGUUUGUGGUGUUAAAACUCAUGAGAUGCUGUCAUAGUUCCUGCACCAGAGACAAGAGGUCUUCCACAUGCCUUCCUACACCGAAUCAGCACUGAGUCCACAGUCCUGUGAUCUGAGACACCCUCGUUGUUUCUGUACUCGCUCACCAUCUCACUUCAGCGUGCAUUCCUUGGCUUUUAUUUUGUAGGGCCUGCUGUCUCUAUAUAGCUUUCCUGACACAUGAUGCAACAUUAAGAAAAUUUUUGAAGAGUAUGCAAUUACAUACAGCACAUUUGUAUGGUGCUUUCACACCUUGUCAUUCUUUCUUAAAACACAGAACACAUUUAAAAUCACAUUUAUAAGUACAUUCUGUUCCGUCCUUUAGGUGUAUUUUAUUCUAAUGCAAAGGACCAGAUGUUAAGGAGCUCAUGAACCUUUAGGCUGCACAUAAAACAACUCAUUAGGACUAUGAAGCUGCCACAGGCCUGAAUAUUAUGCAUAUCGAGGCCUUGUACAGGCCCUCAGACGGCUGUGGAGUUGGCCUGCAGCUGCAUUAUGUUUUGGGUCCUUGUACUGAUUGCAUAGUUGUUGACCAAGUGGCUACUUAACAAAAGGGUUUACUGUAUCUGACAGAGUUUGCGUGACUAUAGAUAUUGUGUGUGUUUGGGAUAUAAAUGAAGUGUUCA